This is a messenger RNA of Macrosteles quadrilineatus (aster leafhopper), 762 nucleotides long. RefSeq lists its product as uncharacterized. The coding region runs from base 89 to 676 and encodes 195 amino acids. The record is from RefSeq and is a predicted model, not a curated record. Lineage: Eukaryota; Metazoa; Arthropoda; Insecta; Hemiptera; Cicadellidae. The transcript is spliced from 2 exons.
CCAAGGCCAAGGUCAAACAUGAAGUGUGGAUUGAAGGUGUGAAGUGUGUAGACAUGUGAAGUGUCAAGCUUGCAGUGCUAGAGGAGACAUGGAGCGGUGGACACUCUUCACUCUUCUAUGUGUAUUCUCCUUUGUAGGAACGACAAACUGUUCGCCAUUCUUCUUCCCCGAGCCGGACUGCUACCAGCCUACAGAGGCUCCUUAUGACUACCAAGUACCUGACUACCAAGAGACUCUGCAGGGGAUACUGAGGGCACUUCAGGAGAUUGUCUACAUCACAGUACAAUCGGCCAAGGAGGAGCUGGACGAGCUGACGAGGUUGUGGCUCCCAACCUGCGACACCCCGUACCCAGGGUCCGGCGGGGAAGCGAUCCAAGAAGGCGAAGGAGCCUGGGUCCAAGAAAGUUCCACACAAAAUUCCGUAAAUGACGAAAAGAAUGAGGUGUCUUCAUCAGGCAACGGAAUCAAAGACAGUUCAAAUUCUUCAUCUUCCAGCGUUAGUGAGAGCGUCAUAAAUGGAACCAGAACAAAGAUCACUAUCACUAAUAAUACGGUUGUCCACAAACAAACUGUUGGAGGUUUAAGUGGAAAUAAUAUUACAUUGGUUACCGAUAAUCCAAGUACUAAAUAUGUUGAGGAGACUACGGAAUCUUCUACUUUGUCUAAUACAGUGUAAUUGUUAAAGUUUAAAUAUUUCCUUUAUAAUGUUAGUAUCCAACUGUAAAUAGUGUACAUAUAUUUUUAAUUUCCAUUUAAAAUAAA